Messenger RNA from Acanthosepion pharaonis, 792 nucleotides. The record is from the annotation of a GenBank genome assembly. NCBI's taxonomy places the organism in Eukaryota, Metazoa, Mollusca, Cephalopoda, Sepiida, Sepiidae.
AUGACUCAUCUUACUUUCUUUUAUUCCCUUUUCUUUCUGUCUUUUUUCUUUCUUUCUUUCUUUCUUUUAAUUCUUUCUUUUAUCGAUCUUUCUUUUUUCUUUCCUUCUUUUUCCUUUCUUUCUGCUACACGCUUUAUCAUUCUACCACCCAUUUUUUUUACAAUUAUCUUCUUUUCUUUUCUUCUUUCUUUCUUUUCUUCUUUCUUCUUCCUUUCUUUCUUUCUUUCUUCUACGCAUGUUUGUUCCAUUUUAGUUUCUUCUUCUUUUUUCUUACUUUCUAGUAUCUCCGCCUCCAUUUCAUUUGUAAUGUUUUACCUCUGUAUAACCUUGUUGUUUUCUUUCUCCUUCUGUUGCAUAUAUUUAUUUUCGUCUUCUUUCUUUCGCUUUGAUUUUCUCUUCUUUUUCAUUUACUUGUCAUCACUAUUUUGGCCAUCCUUUUUCCUGUCAUUACCUAUUUUAUCGUUUCUUUCUUUCUUCCUUAUUUUUCUAUAUUUCUCCUUAUUUAUACUCUUCUUUCUUUCGUCCUUUCUUUAUUUCUUUCUUUAUGGUUCAUUUUUUUUUUCAAAAACGAAUCUGAUCACCCAAGUCAAUCAUGUUCGACUGUCUCUUCACUUCAUUGAAUGCGAUUCUUGCCGUGUUCAUUCAAACGGAACAUAUUGCUUCAUUUUGCUCAUAAUGACCUUAACAAAGAACCAAUUGCAACGGAACGUAGAAACUGCAAGAAUAAAAAAGAACACAUUUCUGUCCUCUCUCUCUCUCUCUCUCGCUCUCUCUCUCUCUCUCCCUCCCUGA